Messenger RNA from Lactuca sativa (garden lettuce), 1576 nucleotides. Its product is annotated as oxidoreductase, 2OG-Fe(II) oxygenase family protein. Gene Ontology annotation, cellular component: cytoplasm. Lineage: Eukaryota; Viridiplantae; Streptophyta; Magnoliopsida; Asterales; Asteraceae. Gene Ontology annotation, molecular function: ferrous iron binding; broad specificity oxidative DNA demethylase activity; oxidative RNA demethylase activity. Gene Ontology annotation, biological process: oxidative RNA demethylation. The record is from RefSeq and is a predicted model, not a curated record.
UUUUUUUUUUCCUCUUCAAAUAAAACUUUCUUCCCCAAAACCCUUGUCGAUCGCCAUAACAUCUCUCACCGGUGAAUGCUUCGACUUAGGUGAGAACCUUGACGCCGACCACCGCUCGCAUACUUCGCUGGACUUCUCCUCUGCUCAGCAACGUCACCAGAUUUCUCCUCUGCUCUGCAAUCGCUCACGCCCGUCGUCGCCGCCUGUCACGCCCACCGUCGCCGUCUCCGCCUGUUACGCCCGCUUUCGUUGUCUCCUUCGCUCACCACAUCUUCACCAUCGUCUCCGACCUCUGCUGCCAACGGAUACAUCAAAUGUAUGGAUCUGAUGGCGUAAACGAAGAUUCAGAGAGAACUGCCUUUCGAAAAACUGAGAAAAAGUACAAACUAUAUUAUGAUAAUAACAAAUCUUCCAAAAAGAAGAAGAAACCGAGGCCUGUAGAUUUGUCAGAGGUUAUCGAUUUUAAGUCUGUUUCAGAGUCCUUUACUAGAAACAAUGAUGUUCAUCUUCCUAUUGGAGUUUCAAAGCUUGAAUGUCAGUUUGCUAGGCCAGUUUUCAGUUUGGAUAAAUGCCCUGGUUUCUAUUUCAUUCCUGAAGCAUUGAGUAUUGAGGAACAAUACAGAUGGAUUAAGGAGAGCUUAGUGAGUUUUCCUGAACCUCCAAACAGAACUAAUCACAAUGCUGUUCAUGGAGCCAUACAUGAUCUGUUCAAUGCUGCAAAAGAUAGAAAAGUGUUGGUUGAAGAGGAAAAGAUAAUAUUACCUGGUGAAGAAGAUGCUCAUACUCAUAAAUGGGAAUGGGCUACUUGUGAUGAACCAAGUGGAAAUACAAAUACUAGUAAAUCAAUAUCAGCAUCUGUCUUGCUAAGGAAACUGAGAUGGAGUACUCUUGGUCUCCAAUUUGACUGGUCAAAGAGGAGUUAUAAUGUUUCACUCCCUCACAACAAGAUCCCGGAUGCUCUUUGUGAAGUUGCUAAGAAAAUGGCUUCUCCUGCUAUGCCAGUUGGAGAAGAAUUUCAACCAGAAGCUGCUAUUGUUAAUUACUUUGCUUCAGGUGAUAUGUUGGGUGGUCACCUUGAUGACAUGGAGGCAGAUUGGAGCAAACCUAUAGUAAGCAUGAGUUUGGGAUGCAAAGCAAUUUUUCUUCUUGGAGGGAAGUCCAGAAAUGAUGAACCGUUAGCUAUGUUUCUGCGCAGUGGUGAUAUUGUUCUUAUGGCUGGAGAAGCAAGGGAGCGUUUUCAUGGGAUACCUCGGAUUUUUACCGAUACAGAAAAUGCAGAGAUCGAUUGUUUAGAAAAGCAUUUCUCAGGUGAAGAUGAUACUUGUUAUUUGGAAUACAUUAAAACCUCAAGAAUUAACAUUAAUAUCAGACAAGUGUACUGAAUUAUUUCUUAGUAUAUUUUUCCUGAAAUUUGAUUCAACACUAAUGUGUUGGAGAUGCCUUAACGGAUUUCCUGUUCUCUCAAUUUUCUACCAACACUAAGGGCUUACUUUUUUUAGACUUGAUGAACUUUAAUGGGUUAAGCACUUAAGCUAAACUGUACAACAAUCGAUGAUUGUUUCUUCUUGACUCUUGA